AGUCUGAUUUACCUCUUAGGAAAUUUGGAACCAUUCCCUGAAGAAAUAAACUAAUUUUUUUUCCUUUUUUUGUUUUUGUUUUCUUUUCUGAAGUUUCUUUUUCUUCUUCUUUGUGCUUAACCAAACAAGUUUUUCUAUGCCAGAGCCCAUACUUCACUGUCACCAAGGGUCCUGUUCUUGUUUUGGCUAGAACUUUGGGUUUUCCUUUUCAACUUCUUUGAUUGUGAUUUGGACUUGUGUCCUUUGGGAUAAUAGUAAGGAGGAAUCAUGGCUAUGGCUGUGGCUCAUCACAGAGAGAGUAGCAGCAGUGGUAGCAUUGAUAAGCACCUUGAUUCUGGGAAAUAUGUGAGGUACACUGCUGAACAGGUUGAAGCUCUUGAAAGGGUCUAUGCUGAGUGUCCAAAACCAAGUUCCCUCAGGAGGCAACAACUGAUCCGAGAGUGCCCCAUUCUUUCUAACAUUGAACCAAAGCAAAUCAAGGUUUGGUUCCAGAAUAGAAGGUGUAGGGAGAAGCAGAGAAAAGAAGCUUCACGGCUUCAAACUGUGAACCGGAAGCUUACAGCAAUGAACAAGUUGUUAAUGGAAGAAAAUGAUCGGUUGCAGAAACAAGUGUCACAGCUUGUGUGUGAGAAUGGUUACAUGAGGCAGCAAUUGCAAACUACAUCAGCUGCAACUACUGAUGCUAGUUGUGAUUCGGUGGUUACUACUCCUCAGCAUUCCAUGAGAGAUGCUAACAACCCUGCUGGACUCCUAUCAAUUGCAGAGGAGACUUUGACAGAGUUCCUAUCCAAGGCUACGGGGACUGCUGUCGAUUGGGUCCAGAUGCCUGGGAUGAAGCCUGGUCCGGAUUCGGUUGGGAUCUUUGCCAUUUCACAAAGUUGCAGUGGAGUGGCAGCUCGAGCCUGCGGUCUUGUUAGUUUAGAACCUACAAAGAUUGCGGAGAUCCUGAAAGAUCGUCCAUCUUGGUUUCGGGAGUGUCGGAGCCUAGAGGUUUUCACGAUGUUCCCUGCGGGUAAUGGAGGGACCAUUGAACUUGUGUACACACAGACAUAUGCUCCAACGACACUGGCUCCUGCCCGGGAUUUCUGGACUCUGAGAUACACUACAAGCCUGGAAAAUGGCAGUCUUGUGGUUUGUGAGAGGUCUCUAUCUGGUUCUGGGAGUGGCCCUAAUGCAGCUGCUGCUGCUCAGUUUGUAAGGGCUGAAAUGCUUCCUAGCGGCUAUUUGAUUCGACCAUGUGAAGGUGGAGGGUCAAUUAUUCACAUUGUAGACCACCUAAAUCUUGAGGCCUGGAGUGUGCCAGAAGUGUUGCGACCACUUUACGAAUCAUCAAAAGUGGUGGCCCAAAAAAUGACAAUUGCAGCACUUAGAUAUAUAAGGCAAAUAGCCCAGGAAACAAGUGGUGAAGUGGUAUAUGGAUUGGGUCGGCAGCCUGCUGUUCUUCGAACAUUCAGCCAAAGAUUGAGCAGAGGCUUCAAUGAUGCUGUGAAUGGAUUCAAUGAUGACGGAUGGACUGUACUAAACUGUGAUGGUGCUGAGGAUGUAAUUAUUGCAGUUAAUUCAACCAAGAAUUUGAGCGGCACUUCUAAUCCUGCUAGUUCCCUUACAUUUCUUGGAGGAAUUCUCUGUGCAAAAGCUUCUAUGUUGCUCCAAAACGUUCCUCCUGCUGUUUUGGUUCGCUUUCUCAGGGAGCACCGCUCAGAGUGGGCUGAUUUCAAUGUUGAUGCUUAUGCUGCUGCAUCACUGAAAGCUGGCUCCUAUGCUUAUCCAGGAAUGAGGCCUACAAGAUUCACUGGCAGUCAAAUAAUCAUGCCACUUGGCCAUACAAUUGAACAUGAAGAGAUGCUGGAAGUUAUUCGGCUUGAAGGCCACUCUCUUGCCCAAGAAGAUGCUUUUGCUUCUAGGGACAUUCAUCUCUUACAGAUAUGCAGUGGAAUUGAUGAGAAUGCUGUGGGGGCUUGUUCUGAGCUUAUAUUUGCUCCAAUCGAUGAAAUGUUCCCUGAUGAUGCUCCAUUGGUACCAUCUGGCUUCCGCAUCAUCCCAUUGGAUUCAAAACCAGGCGAUAAAAAGGAUGCAACGACUUCUAACAGGACCCUUGACUUGACAUCUGGUCUUGAAGUUGGCCCGCCGACUACUCAGGGUGCAGGAGAUGCAUCAUCAAGUCAAAACACCCGAUCAGUGUUGACCAUCGCGUUCCAGUUUCCUUUUGACAGCAAUUUGCAAGAUAAUGUUGCUGUCAUGGCACGACAAUAUGUCCGUAGUGUGAUUUCUUCUGUCCAAAGGGUUGCUAUGGCUAUAUCUCCUGGAAUGAACCCUAACGUUGGGUCCAAACUAUCUCCUGGUUCUCCAGAAGCCCUUACACUAGCUCACUGGAUCUGCCAGAGUUAUAGUUACUAUUUAGGGUCUGACUUGCUGAGAUCAGAUUCUCUUGUUGGCGACUCGAUGUUGAAGAGUUUGUGGCAUCAUCAGGAUGCCAUUUUGUGCUGCUCACUGAAGUCGCUGCCAGUGUUCAUCUUUGCGAAUCAAGCUGGCCUUGACAUGUUGGAAACAACCCUAGUGGCUUUACAAGACAUCACAUUGGAUAAAAUUUUUGACGAAUCCGGUCGCAAGGCAUUGUGUGCAGACUUUGCCAAGUUAAUGCAGCAGGGUUAUGCUUAUCUACCAGCUGGAAUAUGCAUGUCAACAAUGGGGAGGCAUGUUUCAUAUGAACAAGCCAUAGCAUGGAAAGUGCUUGCUGCAGAAGACAACACUGUUCAUUGCUUAGCUUUCUCUUUUAUAAAUUGGUCAUUUGUAUGAUAAUGGAUCCAAUUUGGUGUUUCCCACUUUGAACAUUAAAAAAGAAUUGAAAGGGGCAAAUAUGGAAGUUCCAAAUUUUUGUUCAUAUACUGUAACUCACAGGAUCAAGUUUGCAUUUAAUUCGAUUUCAUUUAUUUCUUAUUGUAGUGCAGAGACCAAAUUAUGUUGUAAAUUUUCUUUAGUGCUUUUCUGAUAGUUUAA
Molecule: messenger RNA, 2997 nt
Organism: Arachis ipaensis
Lineage: Eukaryota; Viridiplantae; Streptophyta; Magnoliopsida; Fabales; Fabaceae
Product: homeobox-leucine zipper protein REVOLUTA
Molecular function (GO): DNA-binding transcription factor activity; lipid binding; DNA binding
Source: RefSeq, a predicted model, not a curated record